AGUCUGAACGAAGCGUCCGUCGGCGGCGUCGGGAUAAAUACAUAAAAAUAUAUUCGUAAAUAUUGGAAUACAUGUCCUUUUUUUGUAUGUUGUGAUUUGGUUUUCGUUGCCAAGAGAUAAAUGGGACUUAAUUUGUGAUUCUUGGAUUUUAUCAUUUAUUUUUGAAGUGCUUAUAAACUUUAAAAUUUUCCAAAUAUUGUACACGAACCAUCAAAAGUCAUUGUCAUAUUAAACAAAGCGAAUGCUGCUGCUUCAAGCUCCAUUGUGUCCUGUAUAGCGGUUUUUCCACUUCUGAUAUAUCAGCACAAAAUCAGACCUCAUCUACAAGCACAAUUUCUACAAUCUCCAUUGCAGUUGAACAAAUGAGGUCCUCAGUAAGAAUACUGGUAGAAAUGAUUCCAUUGGAACGGAAGAGUAUCAAAACUGUUUAGCCUACAAAAUGCUAAUACCGACACAAAUGUACCUGAUACUGCUGCUUCAGUUGAUCAAGGAGACAACAUGCUGUUCAAUAUUUUGUGCUUGUAUGUGGAAAAGCGGAAAACAGACAGUCGAGUGCAAAAAUAAAAAUCUCUCAGAUAUUCCUAACGGCCUCGAUAUGACGACGCAAGUGCUGGACUUUUCCGGGAACAGACUCGGGCAGCUUUACGAAAAUAUGUUUUCUAUAAAAAAACUAGAGAGUCUCCAAAGACUUUAUUUAUCAAACUCUUUGAUAAAAUCAAUACAUGAAAGCGCUUUCGCGGGUUUAACUAACCUAGUGGAAUUGGAUCUCUCGAAUAAUUUGUUAGAUGCAGUUCCAAGUAGAGCUUUCGUGCAAUGUCCUCUCAUGAAACUAAUAAUGUCUUCAAACCCCAUAACCGUAUUGAAAAAAGCCAGUUUCGAGCACUUAUCUCAAUUGAAUAUGCUAGAGUUAAGUGACUGUUAUAUAUCGGAUAUCGAAGAAGGAGCUUUCCAGGGUCUUCACAGUUUGGAAUGGUUGCAUAUAGCCGGAAAUCGUUUAAAGACAAUACCAGGUCGAAGAACACUUCCUGAAUACGUAAAAGGUAUAACCUUGGAAAAAAAUAUGUGGGAAUGCGACUGUCACAUUAUCGAUUUAGCUAAGUGGCUGAGGGAAUUUAAAAGUGUAUUAUCAAUAGAACCAGUUUGUUACAAACCUCCAAAACUAGCUUCACGUUCUAUAAGAUCAGUGCCGAUUCAGCAAUUAGCAUGUUUACCCAAUAUCACCCCAACUUCGUUUUAUUUGGAAUUGGGUGAAGGUAAAAAUGUUUCAUUAACAUGUCACAUACAAGCAGUUCCGGAAGCUUCUGUGUCGUGGUGGUUCCAAGGUGAAAUGCUAGAAAAUGAUACAAUAGUAGCACCGGGAAUUCAUUUAAUUUAUUACGUAGAAGAAGGAGCGGAGAAUAAACGAAGUGAACUUUUUAUUUAUAAUGCUAAUGCUGAUGACAAUGGAACAUUUAUAUGUAAUGCAGAAAAUAACGCAGGUACCACACAGGCGAACUUUACUAUCAAGAUUAUUCUUAAGGAAGAGCCGCUUGUGAUUGAAGUUGUCUUUCCAUUCGAAUAUAUUUUGAUUGCUAUCGUAGGGAUAUCUAUACUCGGAAUUUCAGUGUUAAUAGCUCUUAUUGUAUUAAUCAUCAAAUGUAAACAAGAAAAACAGAGAAAACAUAAGCUUUGUCACACGGAAGAUAUGGUUAUACAAUAUCAUAAUGGGAAUAAGCUGAGUGAUGGAGUCAAGAGCUUAACCAAUUCUUUGAUGCAAAUAAAUACCCCGAAUCCAAGCGAAGAAUUGACUAGCUUCGAAACCCAAUCGUGCGAAUUGAUGUCUAGCAGCACUCUCUCUCCUAUCAGAGAUACUCGUCAAAUUAGAAGUCCUGAUUCCCUCCGAGGCAUACAACUCAAACAGAAUCCUGACAUCAUUAAUGGUUGUAGACGAGAAGGGGAUGGAGAAGAUCAUAAUAAUCAUGAAUUAUGUCAAAAUGAGUAUGUUAAUUCGAUACAAAUACCAAUAGCAAGAUUGCGGGAAAGUACCGAAUUUCUUGAUGGAGGCAGAUGUGUGGUUGAUCCCGAUGGAUACCCACUAGAUUACGGCUUACCGAAGUUGCCCUGUCGAACGGUGCCGAAUCAGUUUACCACCGAAGCGUAUUAUAGGACGUUACCGUCAAAUCGGUUGAAGAGACAUUCCGCUGCGAAUCCUUUUCGAAGGAUUUCUCGAGAGGCUGAAUUUCUUUCAAGGAGUGUUGAUUCUCCAUACGAUAAUACGGUGGAUGUUCGAUAUACAGCCGAUGGAUAUCCCGUGAGGACACAAAACCAAGAUCCAAAGUAUCCAGUAGACAAUUUAGUGGACGCCAUAUCUCCAUCGUCCCAUCCCCAUACUCCGUGGCCUGCUUGUGUUCCCGCCAACAUUCACUUACUUAGCUCAAGCAUAAACCCAAAUUUGGUACACAGUGUAAAUUCCAACGUGACCAUGACUUAUGGUCCGCAAGCUUUUUCUAGACGUAGUGCGAGUGCUCAAACCGAUAACGAAAACGUAGACUAUAUAAAUCAACAGAUUUCGAAUCAGUCCGGAUCUAAUGUUGGUAGUGGUAAUAAUAAUAUAAGUGAAUCUGCACUAAAUGUACAAAGUGAUGCUUUGAGUGAAAUGUUAACGGAAAGCCCCGAUGAAGGAUAUGAGGGAGAACCUUCUGUUAUUUAGUUUGUUUUUGGUUUUUAUUAAUUGGAAGUUGAGAACCUUAAAGGCAGAAAUUUCGUAGAAGGAAUAAAUCUAAUCAUAAUAAACAAGAAGCCGGUUGGUACUGUACUUUCAAUUCUGUAUUAAGAGAAGAGCUGUUCAGAUAAACACGAACCGUGUGCGAAGAAGUGUAGGUUGGAAAUGAAUCGAUAUUGCUAUACAACUAACUUAUACAUUUAUUGAUUGAUUCAAAACCAGCGAGACUAUGUAUUAUUAUUUGACUCUGAUGUUUUAAUCAACAAUUAAUUUGAAAUAAUUAAGUUAAAAUUCAUACAGUGACAAAUGAAUUCCAUUUUCAACGGUGCUUAUAAUUGAAAAUAAUAUAACAGGGAAUUAUGAUCAAAACAAAUAAAAUUUUUGGACACAAUUAUUUACCUUUUCAUUUGAUCAUUGGUUCUAACUACUCGUAUAAAAGAUUUACAAUAAAAGGGGUAGCACGUGAUAUCCAAAGUAAAAAGGCAAUCUUAUUCUCCCACAGCAACAUACAGACGCAGCUGCUUGACAUGAUGCAAGACAACGUACAAGAAAAUACAUACAAUCUCUUGCAAGAUUGAUUUAUUGCUUAGAUAAUAUAUAUAAUAAGUAAAACGUAAUAUCAGUAAAUUAGAAACUCAUUCCUCUCUAGAAUUGCAAGCUGCUCGCAAUAAAAAUUGCUCAAGACCGAUAAAGUUGCAAGUGUAAGAUCCUGCAUAGAAUAAUCAGAUGAACUUUAUCUGUGUAUGCUUUUGAUCUUGAAAUAUUGCGUCUUCCAUUGCAUUGCGCGUUGUCUUGCAAGAUGUUAACCUGCUCCAAACAUCACUGUGAUAAAUAACUAGCAAUCCAUAUGUAUUUAGUGUACUGCAUAUUCUUUUUGCAAGUGUUGCAAUUUCUAACCGCGAAGUGAAUAACAGCAAUUUCAUUAGAUAAAACUUUGAUUAUUCUGGCUCUUCACCACAACAACCAAAAUGAAUUUUAUAUUGGUAAAUAAUCAUGUUCUUUUGCAGCUAGCAUUUCAAAAAACAUAUCUGAUAUACUACACAAAAGCUUUCAGCGAUUUAACGUCAUGCGUUCAUAAUAAUUGCGGUAUAAUUUUUCAUACAUCUCUGAUCUAACAAAAAAAAAAGAAGUAUGCCCGAUAGAGGGUCUUGAUUAAGAAGAACUCGGUACUAAAUAAGAAUUUGAACUUCAAACAUAAUACAAUUAGAGAUUACGAGAUUGGACCGGAAGUAGAUGAUGAUAAUACCAAUUUAUUUUCAGAAUGGAUAUGUAAAUCCUUCAUCUAAAUCACGGGUGGUAUAUCAGUUUAUUUGGAUAUAGUGAUAUGAAUUUUCAAGAUAUUUGUUGUAUAACGUAGUUAAUACAAAAAUACGCAUCUUUCUCUUAUCUCGCAUAAGAUAUAGUUAUUCUAUUGGAGUUGAGGUUUUUGAAGAGUAUGAAAACCGUAAAUAAAAAUUUGACGAGUAUUCACUACAUUUAACAUAGGAAAUCGAUAUAAAUUUCAAAUAAAACAUAAUAUUUGCAACCAUAUUAAUGAGUUUAUUCGAAGCUAUAUUUUGAUAUUUGAAUCAUAACUGUACAGCUCUAUCUUAAUCUUUUUUGAUAGUGGUCUAUCAAUUGUGGAUGUGUCAAAAAAGCGAAUAAAGCUAAACUCAAUUGAGAAGAUAUCAACUAGUUGCCAGCUGUUUCCAAUGAAAUGAAAUAAUAGAUCAUUAGGGUCCGUUGUAACGGUGCUAUUCAGAUAAUCAUUUUAAAUUUCACAGCUGCAUUCAUUAACAUUACAAACAAAUUGGUAAACGGAUUAAAUGCGACACGUAAAUCGUUUGUGCGAAGGUAUUAAUAGAAAUAUAUUGAACUUUUUAUUUCAACAUUCUUUAUUUACUUGUUUUUUCAAUAAAUUUCAAUAACCGUAUUUACACUUGCAAUCCAAUUAUUCAAAGUGAACUACUAUUUUGGUUAGAUGGUUACAUGGAAAAUUUAGACUAUCGUAUCGUUUGAUUGUGAGAGUGUAGUAAUCUUUCAAACUAUAUACCAGAGGUCGGCAACCUGUUCACAAAUUAGUGCAAUUUUAAAUAAAGCCAAAGUGCCGUUCAACGGAGUACAUGUUUUCAUAAAAUUCAUUUUUUUUCAAAAUUUGAAAAAUUUUUAGAGAGAUUCUUGUCCUUGUCUUUUCCAACGAGAUCUUUUCUAUUUGUCGUUUUUGUCCAGUUACUCUCAAUAUUACAAAAGCCUCUGAUUGUUUUGUUGUGUGCUGACUUUGAUAUGAUUCUAAAUAAUUUCCAUAUGAGGAAAAAUUUUCUCACAAAUAUCACAAUCUGAAUGCUUCAAACAUUGCAAAUGGUAUUUUUUAUGCAAAUAUAUUCAUCUGGAAAACUGGAUCAAAUAUUCAAUAUUUCGUUUGAUAUAUACUGAGAAUCACCUCCUAGAAUUACUUUUCUUUUUAUUUCCACAUUUUUUCUCUUUCAUAACUCGGAGUUCCUAAAUACAAUAUGCUGAAGAUCAAAAUCCAUUCGAAAAUAGAAUUUAUUAAGUCUGUUGUAUUAUCGCGAAAACGUACUGAUUUUCAUUUAAAAAAAAUUCUAGAAAUCAUACAAAUAUAGAACAGCUUGUGACCCGUUAAUUGCAACAUAAGAUUCAGUUCUUCGAGAUGAUUAGUAGUAUCAAUUAGGAAUAGCAUCUCACAAAUCCUUUCUUUAUCUAUUUAAUAAAUAAGGACUUGAGCUUGAUUUUUACAGCGGCUAAACCAGCAAACAAUUUUCACACUAGUAUUCAUAACGAAUUUUACGCUUCCGCUGGAGAUCCAUGUGUAUGAAAUUUCUUUAUGAAUAAUGCAAUGAAAAUUCAAAAGUAGUUGAUCAAUGUAUGGAGUAAUAAAAUUUUAACAAAUUCUGAUUGCCAACUGGGAAAUGUUAUUAACAUCGACACGCUCUCCCAUAAAAUACUGAAUACGAUGUUACGUUUAAUGGCAUCGAUCUAUUGUACAUAUUCUGCGAUUCCGGUAACUUGCUUGCCAAUAGUUCGCGCUUACUCUUUAGGAAAAGCAUUGAACCAAACAUUAGCAUUGCUCAGAAAGGUCUUCCUUCUCUAUCAAAAUUGGUGCGAUUCUAAAAUUUCAUUAGGUUGCUUGAUACCUUGUGUAAUUUUGUUAUUUAUACUGAGCAACUGCUUUUUGAAUGAUCUCCGGGUAACAGCAUCAUCUCCAUCACUUGUCCGACUGAGUUUCGUUGCCAGUUCCGUGGAAUAUUUAUAGUAAAUUUACAAUGAAUGAAAUAAAAAUUUGAUAUUUCUUCUAAUCCUUCAUCUUAUAAUACUUUACACUUUACAAAGUGAUGCAUGUCAUUUUAAACAGACGGUCGUCACAGGUCUAUCACGCUUUUCUAGGUUUCCGAUCUCUGCCAUAUAGAUUGUAUAAAGCUUUUAAGCAAAAAACAAUGAGAAUUCUCUUAUUUCAAUCUAUUUUUUGAACUGAGUAUAAUACGAAGUAUUUAUUUAAAAACAUAUGUGGGUAAUAUUCACUAUCAAUCAUUUUGAAAUGAUGUAUGAAUUUUAAUGUUCUCAAAGGAAGUAAUUUAAUGUUAACAUAUAUGCGUUUCAUCCUAAUUCACAGGAAUUUUUGGAAAAUGGUUCUCAAUCGCCAGUAAACAAUGAUCUAAUUCAAUAUUAAAUUCGUCUUCAAGAUUUUAAUAUAACUAGUUUUAAAUUCUAAAUCCUGUCGUAACGUUGACUUUAGGUUCCAAAUAACUUCAUGAAUAAAAGUAUAAUUGGAUAAGAUCGAAUGAUUUAUCGGGUCUUCACAUCGUCUUCCAUCUUCCGAUCAAUAGAUAAGAGAAAGAUUUAUCUAUAAACCGAUGCACAGGUAGUUGAGUUUGGCAGGAAAUUAAUCUUAUAUAUAUAUAUAUAUAUAUAUAUAUAUAUAUAUAUGAUGAUGUUACAUUCUAUAAAAUUAACAAUAACAUAAUAACAGAAUGGGAUAUUUAAACUUCAAUUCCUGUCAAUCUAUGUCACAAAAAAGAUCAGUGAUGAUAAUUUUGGCUGAUAGAUCUAUUCUACUAUUCAGAUCCUGAAUUUAGAUGCUAUUCAAACAAAAAGCAAAAACUGCAUUGGAAGAAAAUAGUUAUCCGGGAAAAAUGAUAAAUAAAAUAUUCAAGAAAAGGAUAAACAGUUGAAACAUUUAGAAAAGCAUUGACAUGCAUCCAAUCAUUAGAAUGCAAAAAUUUGCAUUGAAUAAGUCUUUUGGAACUUGAGUGGCUUUUAGAACUUUUUGUUAGUCACAAUAUUGGAGAAAGCAUACGGAUAUAUCACAUUCUAAGAAGGAACACUUAUGAUUUAGUAUGGUUUCAUAAAUCUGUAUUUAAUAUAUUGCUGCUUAUAAUAAUGUGAAUUGAUAAGUUGAUUCAAAUUGACAUUUGGUGUACUAAUACGUUCUCCUCUUUAUUGAGUUUGGUCUUUUUAAAUAUUAUCAAUUGUGAUGUGAUUGAAUUAAAAAUAUAUUCUAUAAAAAUAUUUCACACGAGUUUGCAGAAUUGAGCGAACACGAGUAAAAUAGAAUUUUCAACACAUUCUGUACACUAUAUUUUUCCCACAACCGCAGAAAAAUGCAGUUAAUAUUCAUUUUUCAGCUCACAGAAAAUUUCAAUUCUCUAGGUGCCACACGCCAAGGUUUCAGAACUCAAAUUUAAAAUAUUAUUCGGUAAAGUAGUUCAACUGCGGACAAAAUUAUUAUGCCAUUGUAGGGAAAUGUAGACAUUAGUAAUCACUGACCUGCGUGCAAAAUAAAAACACAAGAUGGUCAAUCAGAUUUCUCAAGUUUUCAUUUCACAUGGGUGUGUCAUUCGUUCGUUUCCUUGUUGAAAUUGUUGGCAAUUUAAAAUUUUCUAUAUGGGAAAACUGUAUGGAAUAUGUAAUAUUUUAUAUUGGUUGUCGAGAAAGUUAUUGUGUUCAAGAGAAGUAUGAAAUGGGAAAUUAUUCAUCAAAAUAACUGAUGAGUGAUAAAUGUAUUUGACAUUUCCACAAUACGUAUGGGACAUAAGUUAGGUUCUAUUACGUUGUAACCAUAUGUAAAUAAUUUUGGUCAUAUUUGGUUAAUAAUUGCAUUCAAAUUGUCCAAAUAUUAUAAGUAAAUUCAUGGAAUCAAAUAGCUCGGCCGCUAUAAAUAUUUUAGAUUAAUUUUAAUAUUGUCAAGAAACGUACAAUUCACGUUAGAAAAUGAAUUUGGUAAUUAAUGCUAAUUGUGUAUAUUAUUCUUUCCUCGAAGCUUAUGUCUAUUACGUUAUCAAAUUAUUUUUGUGUUUGUUGGAAACAGGGUAAUUUUAAUCUCGAAAAGUGAAUUGAAUUGAAAUUCUAAUCACUGUACCGCUUUCUAAAUGAUUAAAUUUGUUCAAGAAACUAAUACACCAGCAAUGUUAACAUUGAUUUAAAAUGUUAUAUGAUACUAAAUACAUUUGGGAAAUAAUAGAGGCUGCAAGGAAAAGUGUGCUGAUCCCACAUACAUUACUGAAGAAUUAAUGAUUCAGUACUUGAUUUAGCGUUGUGAAAGCAGCAGUCGGGAUUUCUUGGUUCCUGCUUGAAACAACUUGCCAAAUGAUUGAAAAUCGGCAUUUGAAAGCAGAAAUGCCGCGUUUUCCACAUUUUAAUAGAUGAAUUCGAUAUCACGCAUCCUUGCGAACGGCAUUUGAUCAUACGCUCAUUCAAAUAAAGUUCAAAAGUAGUACUAUUACGCAAAAAAUUACAACUGCUACAAUUUGUAGAUAUGUGGUUAUUGAAAAGUAACUUUUAUGGGGAUUAUAUAAUAAAUGUUUCCUUUGUGUGUGAAGCAGGUCUGCAGUGGAGUAACAAUAUAUGGGUCAAAUUUAACUGGAAAGUUAUCAACUUUAUCCGUAAUAAGAUGUAUUAAGUAUAUACAUCUUGUGGACCCUAAAAUGUUCUAUAAUCGGAGGGAAUGGAGUAUUUAAAUAACUAGGAGAAGGUAUAUGCUUCUUAUAGAGCCAAAGAAUCACCUUUUGCCUCCGUUCUACAUUCAAUUCAAUAUAACUGGAAGGAUAAAAAAACUAUCAGAGUAGUGCCACCUGACAUGCAAGUCCAAUAGAAAAAAAGUUAUUACGUUACUAUUACGUUACCACACCAUCACUGGUCACAUUAUCCUUACUAAAUGUAUAUUUUUAAACCUUCUCCGUAAAUUUCUCAAAAUCCUUACAUUCGGAAAAAUAUUUUUAUUGCAUAAUUCAGUCGCUUUCCGUAUCUGAAAAAGCGGAACACUGGUUAGAAUCAUAGAAUUUUUUCACUUGAACAAAACGUGUAUCUAAUAUGGAUGUGAGUAGAAAUGUAUUAUCUUGUUAAGAAUUAGAAUAGUUCAAAUUAAAAGUUGUCAUGAAUAUCCAAUCAAACAGUGAUACAGAUGGAUUUUGUAAAUUUUGUCUGUAAUAUACAAUUGUUAAAGGUAA
Diorhabda carinulata is the source of this 9141-nucleotide messenger RNA. Its product is annotated as amphoterin-induced protein 2-like. The record is from RefSeq and is a predicted model, not a curated record. Bases 440 to 2689 code for a protein of 749 amino acids. The transcript is spliced from 7 exons. Gene Ontology annotation, molecular function: protein binding. Lineage: Eukaryota; Metazoa; Arthropoda; Insecta; Coleoptera; Chrysomelidae.